Molecule: messenger RNA, 1671 nt
Organism: Leptopilina boulardi
Lineage: Eukaryota; Metazoa; Arthropoda; Insecta; Hymenoptera; Figitidae
Exons: 5
Coding region: 513-1430 (305 amino acids)
Source: RefSeq, a predicted model, not a curated record
AAGGAAUUGGCGUCAGAAAUAUAAUAUUCAUGAUUCCUUCUAGAUGUGUGAUGCUUUAAAGCGAGUGUAAUUAAUUAAGCACUGCAAAAGAGAAAGGCAAUCUCAAGACGACUUACUUAUUAGGGUCGUUAUUUUAGUUGCAAACAUCUGCAUUGAUUUAAACUUUGAAGCAUAUAUAACUACUUGGUAUUUUAAAUAAAAAUAUGUCCCUCUACUAAAUAAUAACCAAAAAUUUAAAAAAAACAACUUAAAGCAAACUUCAGGUUUUUAAUCGGUUAUUGAUUUUUUUUUUGAUUUUAUUUAGGAAAAUUUUCUUAUCCGGUUCGAAAGUUUGCGGUAUUAUAAUUGAUUUUGUAUGUAAUUGAAAUUUCAACUAAAGAAAAGAAAUGCAUAUUUAAAAACAAACAAAAACAAAUUCUGUUCGCAUUCUCUCAUGUCAGUUGGCAAGGUUAAGUGUGUUUGAAACUGUUAACUUUUCACAUAAAAGAUCAACAAUCUUUAUGGACCUAUAAAUGAAAGUUGAAGAAAAUAGAAGGCCUUCAAUCGCUGAUGCGUCGGCCGUGGAACUUCUUCAGCUGCAAGAAGCAGCUAAAAUUGCCAACAUUUAUCAUAAAGGAGAUCCACUGUUCACUAGAAAUACAAAUCUAUCUCACAUUGUACAUGGCACUUUCAAUUUUGCACAAUUUAUCAUAGCUUUAAUGGAUGAGACUUUUCAUCACGUGCAUCACGCAAUUCAUCAUAUUCGUCAAAAAAAUGAUCCGACACUUGCAGAUUUACCGGGAGAGAGAAAUCCAAUUUUCUUCAUUUAUAUUAUUUGCAUGAUUAUUAGUUUUGUCUUCAGUUUCUUGUGGUUUUUUACAAAAUUUUUCACUCGACAUUCAUUAAUCGCUAUUGUCGGUUGCGGCAUUGGAGGAGUUUUGAUGUUACUAGGCGGGAUUUCUGCUAUGCGACAUGCCGAAAAUCAUAUUAAUCUCAAUGAAGUAUCUGAUGAAGAAUUAUUGAAUCAUCCAAUUUUUAUUCAUAAUUUUGUUCUUUGUAUUAUUUCAAUAUUAGGCAUGAUUAUUUAUUUUAUUCAAUUUUGGAUAUUAUUUGAUUAUUGGAAAAUGAUAAGGAAAGAAGAAAUAAAUGAGUUAUCUUAUUCCGUGAGCAACAAAUCUUCCUCGUCUUCAGAAUUAAAUUCAAGUCAAUCUAACAAAUCUGAGGAAGAAAGUGAAAAACAAGAAAUGGAAAGUAUUGAAAUGUCUUAUUCUAUUGCCGCCCUAGAGAAUUUACCAUCUCGUUUCGAAGCCGCUUUACAAAAUCAAAAUUUUAAUUCGGAUAAAGAUUCAAUAAUUCUUUAUUGUUGUUUUGUUGAUUGUUACAAUUAUUGGAAAAAUAAACACAAAUCAAAAAGGCCAAAUCACGAAUUUCAAAUUAUACACGUAAUGUGAAGAGAGAAGAGAAUUUUUCACAUUUUAAUAUUUGAUAACUAUAUAGUAUGAUAGUAUCAAGAAUGCACUUGAAAAAUGAUAUUCAGGAAGUGGAUGUUCUUCUGUGUAGUAUAUAUAUUAUUUUUAUCCAACUUAAGUAACUGCAUACAAAAAUAUCGUUUUAAAUUCAACAGGCGCAAAUCUUUUUUUGUCCUCAAAUAAAGUAUAUUUAGAAUAAUUAUUUAAAGGGAAAUUCUUUCAA